GUGUGGAGUUUGCACGCUCUCCCCGUGUUUGUGUGGGUUUUCACCAGGGGCUCCGGUUUCCUCCCACAGUCCAAAGGUGUGCAGGAUAUGCUGAUUGCAGGGACAAUGGCCGCACUGGUAGGACGCCUGAGUGCCCUGAGGGUGAUGGUCCUUGUCUCACUUCUGAGUCAAACAGCACAAUUUGGAUUCGAUGAGAUAGAAUGGGAUGAGUUGAGACCCGACGUGGCUUUGCUGCACAGACUGAUGGGGCUGCCUGACCGAGUCGUACAUCAAGCUCCUGCACAUUUGAAAUCCAGCAGAAUGAAAAGAGAUGUACCGACCACAUCCACGGCAUUCUUCAAGGAUCUAUGGAAAUGUCAAAAUCUUACUGAGUGUGUCAUUCAGAACGAGCAGAACUUCAGAAGAUUUAUGAAAGAAAUUGAGAGCAGCAAGAUUGAAGAUAAACUCGUUUUGGCAUCACAGCUGUCUUACACUUACCAAAAUAAGCUCAUACUCAUCAUGGACCAGGAGAUGGACAUUCUUCAGAGGGCACAGCAGGAGUACAGUGAAGAUCCUCAUUAUUCCAUCAAGGUUGAUAAAACAUGUAUAGAAAAUUACUCCUGUACCCCAACUGCUGUCAGUACCACAAUUGUUAAGAUAUUUGGCAGGACCUCUGACAGUGGAGACACCCUGUCUGGUUAUUCUGGCUCAGCUCUUGCAACUCAGAUUUUGAGGUCGAAGCUGGUAUCUGCACCAGUAUUCUCCAUUGAUGGUAACACCAGUGCUGUGUUUCAGUACAACUUCAUGAGGAUUUUUAAGCCAAAUGGUAUUACUCCUGUCCUGGAGAUAGCAAACCAAAAUGAUCAUAUUUACCAAGUUAUGGAUCAGAGUGGCAAAACUACUAGGUUACAAGUCCCAAAGAGACCUGCAGAUCACACCACUCAGUAUGACUGGCAGAACAUCCUGAUCAUGGAGGAUGAUCCCACAGUUCGAAAGAUGGCCACCUUUCUGUAUGAAAAACACCCAACUGUGUCUUCUGUCUACGUUCUGGAGAAUCAGAAACCCAAACUGAUCAAAGGUGACGCUGUACCAUUGUCUCAGGACAGCAGACUUGUGCUUGUUGGACAUGGAAAAAGAGAUGGUACAGAAAUGAAGAUGGGGGGAUACAGGAGCAAGGAGGUGGCUGAGAUCAUCUCACACAUGAACAGAGAUGGAGACCACAUCAAAACCAUUAGUAUGGUGGCCUGUGAGUUAGGGUCAGAUAAGGUGUUCAUUAGCAACUUGCUGAAGGACCUCCAUGCCAGGUCCAUCAAAACAAAAUUACAUCUGAAGAGAUCUCUGUUGCAGGUUGGUCCCUCUGGGAAGAAGAUAACAGUGGAAAUAACCCCUGAUGGAAUAGUAUAUAGACAGAAAGAUCACAACAUGAAAGUAGUGGCUUGGCUUGACAAAAAUGAAGAAGUAAUUAUAGAAGUUCAAUCCAGUGAAAGAGGAGAACCAAUUUUUCCAGAUGAACAUAACUUUUUAAUUCUUGGUGAUGAAGAACACUGGCCCACACAUCCAAGAAAAUUUGUUCAGAAUGAUGCACGAGAAGAUCACACCACUGACCUUGAAGCUUUAUCCUGGGCAUUUUUCCAUAAAAAAAAGAAUGAAGACUUAAUCAAUUUACUUACACAUCCGACCCGUCGGUCAGAAGAUAAAUAUUUAAUAAGUGCUGCUAAAAUAAAAAAGGAUGGGAAGGUGUUCAAACAAGAGGACGUUCGAGAAAAGGAUUGGCUUAAUUCCGAUAAAGAUAUCAAUAAAGUUCUUGAUAACUGCUAUGAAAUAAAGUCUAGUAACGACAUCAUGAAUAUUAUUACCCACUAUACGACCUUCAGUAAAAAUGACAAGACAGGGUCAUAUCUGAUGUUGCAUGAUUGGAUUUUUCAGAUUGCACAUGGAAAUAUUUAUGUUUUUCCUGUUGGGAAAAGACUUAGUAACAAUGAGAAAGGGGUUAUUAAGAAAGAAAAUGAAAUUAAAAACUGCAUUUAUGAACAAUCUGGCAAAGAACAAUACAAGUUCAUGAAGAGUACAAUUACAAAUUUUGAAGAUGGUAAACAAUUAUAUGCAAAAUAUGCUAGAGAGACGCUUCAAGGUACCUACAUUAAAGGUUCAAAUGAUCAUAAUAUGGAGGCGUGGUUUGGCACAUACUUCACAGCAUCAGUUAUAUCUGAAUCUUCUAGAAAUUUUCGUACAUUCCCUGCCAUUCUGAUGGCUCUGGACAUGAGCCAAAACUCUGACAAUAAUAUCAGAGAAAAGGGACUCAAAGCCCUGUUUGAAGAGCAUCCAAUGGCAGGAGGAGGGACUUGGAUUUCACCAGAAAAAAGAGGGUUUUUUGGAUCAAGCACAGUCACAGGAAGAUAUGACAAGACAAGUAAUCUAAGGAAAGUGACAAGUGCUGAAGAAAACAUUUAUUCAUCAUGGUCUAACAACAAUGAAGGAGAGGAUAAAAUGAUAGAACGCCUGCUUCAGCUUGUACCUCUAAAUGACAAUGGACAAAGCGAGUUGGUUAAGCAAAAUUUCAAGGAUGAUUUUAAAAAAUUCAAACAAGAAAUUAACCAAAACCAACCACAUGUUUUGGGAGGAUCAGAUGAUGGACGUGUAACAUCCCAGGAUAUGCAGUUAGCUUCUGAAGUAGAACAUUCCCUUAAACUAUCCUCACAUUACUCCAGGUCAUCUAAUCUACUCAGUGACCGGAUUGAGAGUCAGUGGAAAGGAAGUUUUGGUGAAACGUUGGGUGGACUUAAAGUGGAUUCACACAGUGUUAGAGUAGAGGAUGGAAAAUUUCACUGUCUCCUACAAUAUGAGAAUUAUCCCAGACCACUUGACUAUAGCGUGGCAUUGCCUGAAGAGGCCCAGCGUCACAUGGAGACAUUUCAGAAAAACAUGAGAGAUGUUUCUGAAAUUAACAGUCCUGAUCCAACCAAAAUCCACAAGAGUCCUGAGCACUUGGAGCGUAUGGGGAAAAUAGUGGGAACCGUAGGACUGAUGUUGGGAAUGCAGGGUGCUGUUCGCGCCUUUGAAACAGGAGACAUCAAACAUGGAGUUAUGGGAACCUUGCAGACAACCCAUGGAAUCACACAAAUGGCUUUGGCUGCACUAGCAAAGGCUUCGGUAACUUCAGAAACGAAAGUUAUGAAAGUUAUGAAAACUUUAAUAAAGAGUCGAGCUGGAAGAUUUACAAUGAAUGUUGUUAUGCCACUUGCUGGAAUUGGAUUUGGCAUUUACAAUGUUUUAGAAGACCUUCAGAGAAACGAUACUCUGCGAAAUGUUGAUUUAGGCUUAGAUCUACUCAUUUUAGACCUUGAUAUUAUUGAAUAUGCCCAACCAGAACUGGCACCAAUUAUAGCUCCAGUAAACUUAGCGUUAAACAUAAUAAGAAUGGGAAUUGAUUACAUUUAUAUCAGUAUCCAGAAUGAAUUAGCAAAUCUACCACAGAACGCUGGAACGCUGCUCAAAAUUGAAGCUGUUUUCAAAGGACUUAUAGAGGGAGAAAAUUAUUUAACCCUUGAUGUGCUAAACUUUUUUUACACAAUCCCUUACCAUGAGAUUGAGAAAGGACGUAGGCUUGUUCAAAACAUUGCAGACUACCAUAAAUAUUAUAGCUUUCAUGAGGUACAGGGAAGAAAGACUAUUGAUUUUUCAUCAGGUAACAGUUCUUGGAAUAGUGGGAGCAUCACAUUCUGUCUUGCUGAGGAAGGAUCUUCUGAAUUCUGUAUGGAAAACUUUGUAUCCUCAGAUGAAAUUCUUGGGAAAAAAUGCUGGAAAAUUGAGACAAAAGGAACAAGUGAUAUAGUCCUCGGCACUGGAGAAUCACAUUAUUUAACAUACACUGAGAUAACGCUGAAAAUGUUUUUACUUAUACCAGUUGACCAGAUGAGUGUGGUGUCUGGUUAUAAAACUUUGUCAGACACGCGGUAUGGAUCAUAUUACGGAAAUGAUAAAGAAAACAAUUUUUUUGCCAUUCAGUCAAGUAAUGAUGCUUAUGCUAUGGAGGUCAUGUUGGAUUAUUACUACAAGCUUUAUGGAAAGAAAGGGGGUGAUUCGUUUUAUUUAGGACCUCAGAGGAGCCAUGUAGAGGGACAAGGGGGGAGAGACAUUUACAUUAUUCCUGAGACUGGGGGAAACACUCAUAUAAACAAUUAUGCUCCAGAUAUGGCUACUGAUUUACUCAUUCUCAGUGUAAACUACUGUGACAUAUCAGUAACAAAAUCAGGAAAUGACGUUAUUUUGCAAUAUUUAACAAAUCACAAUGUAAGAAUACUAAACUGGUUUCUGGGAGAGGAGUACCGUCACCUAAACAUGAUGUCAGCUGAUGGUGUCUUGUUCGACAUCCACCCCACUGUCAUUUCUUCCGUUAAGCUUAUUGCUCUAGGCGUGAACAAAAUGUCCAAAACUCAGGGUCAGAGAGUAAAUGCAUUGGAGCCUCUGCUACUCAGUGUGACCAACAUCGUGGGCUCUCCUCAAAAUGAUUGGCUAAUUGGAAACUUGCAGAAGAAUGUGAUUGAAGGUGGUGGUGGAACCGACCACAUGAAAGGAGGAGAGGGAGAGGACAUCUAUGUGGUGAAUGAAAACUCAGUGGUUUACAUUGAGAAUCAUUCUCAUGAUAAAGAAACUGAUAUGUUGAUUACAGACACAAAACUUCAUGAUUUUAGAAUCAAAGUACAAGGAAAUGAUUUAACUCUUAUGGCACAAAAUCAGAAAAUGCUUGUCACUCUGGUAAAUUGGUUCCGUUUCGACGCAGACCGUCAUCUUCUAGUGGUUGCGAAGGAUUUGGUGACUUUCACCAUCUCUGAGGACAAGGCUGCCUGCAGAAAGUCUGACCUUUUCGAAAGCAAGUGCAUCUUGAGCCAAGUUAUUGAUUACAGUAAAUCGAAAAUUUCCCUUGAAAUAGACAUGCAAAGUGAUGAGGCAUUACAGAGUGUAACCGAGGUCUAUGGUUCAGACUUAGAUGAUACCAUCAAGGGCAAUGCAAAACGCAACAGCAUUAUGCCUGGACAGGGAAACGAUUUCCUUCAGGGAUUAGGAGAGGAGGAUUGGUAUGUAGUGACUCCAGGCCAUGGUUUGAAGACCAUUGACAACUACUCCCCAGACACUAUAGUAGAUACACUGUUCUUAAGAGAAAGAUAUGAGUUCAUCUUUUGCAUAUGUGAAGAAGUACACCUUUCAAUAUAUAUAAAUUACACCAAAGAAGUCCUGUUGAAAGGCUGGUUCAAUUCAAAACAGUCACAACACCUUCAAAUCCAGUCUGCUGAUGGGAUAACAUUUAAACUCAUAGACGAUCUCAGCCAAUGCGGAGGUCGACUUAUGUUCCCACAAUCUGUUGAUUACAGGAAUAGAGCAAUAGGGCAGAUCAUGCGCAUGGAGGACGAAGAGUUUGCCACAGUGGUGGAAAUGUAUGGGUCCUCUGGUCUUGACUUCAUGGUUGGAAAUGAUAACGACAAUUUGUUGGACCCCUUCACAGGAGGUGGGCAAAUGAUGGGAAAAGAGGGAACUGACCGCUACGUUGUGAAACCUGAAUAUGGGAUGGAUCUCUGGAUUGAUAACUUUGCAUUGGAUGAGAAGGUGGACACUGUGCUGUUCAAGGCAGAAUUCCUCUCUGGCCACUUCACAGUUGAGUCUGAGGAACAUGACAUACUGGUAAGCACCACUGAAAAAGGGCAGAAAAUGCAAGUUCGGCUAAUCAAUUACAGAAAUGGACGUCAAAAUCAACAUCUAAGUUUCCAGAGUCACGAUGGAGUAUCUUUCAGGGUGAGGUCUCCAGUUAGACAGAACAGUGAAAAAGCACCGACUCCUUGGAUCGAGCCGUACAAGGUGAAGCUGGUUGAAAAACAGACAGACUGCCGAAUAGAUCUGAGCUUGCAUGGCAGCCUCUCCACUGUUCACACAGUGCAGGGCUGUCUCAAUCAGAGUAAUCAUAUCCUGGGUAACAGGAUGGACAACGCACUCUUUGGUGGCAUGAAAGACGACGCCCUAGAGGGAGGUCCAGGACAUGACACCUUGAUUGGUGGACAGGGCAGUGACAUCCUGAUGGGGAACUCUGGGGAUGACACUUUAUAUGGAGAUGAGGGAAAUGAUACCAUGCUGGGGGGCUCAGGAGCUGAUGUCUUUGUCCCCGGGCUUGGAGCAGAUUUGGUGGAUGGGGGCUCGGGCAGAGACACUGUGUUGUACCUGGGAGAUCACAAGAAAGGUGAAGGGGUUUAUGUCAACCUGCAGACCGGUGAAUGCCGACAGGCAGAUGCUGAGGGAGACGUACUCAAGGACAUUGAAAAUGUGAUUGGCACUAUUUACUCAGAUGUGCUUAUUUCAGGCUCAGAGUCAACUCUGCUUAAAGGCUCAGAUGGCGAUGACAUCCUGGUAUCUGUCAAUGGGGACGAUUACUUGGUUGGAGGAGAGGGUCAAGACAUCUACCUGUUAGUUUCUCCUAAUGGCCUGCUGACUAUUAACAACUGUGCCGAUGAUAAUUCCACAGAUAUCUUGUACCUUGACUUCCUGUCUCAGGAUGAUGCAGUAGGCUGCUCACAGACAACUAGUUGGCUGUCUCUGACUUUCAGUGGGUCUGAUGGUUCAGUGGUUGAGGUGAGACUGAUGGAAUGGCAUAACAGCAGCGAUAAAUGCGGCCAUUUGACACUAAUCCUCAGGGAAGGAGCGACGUCUAUUGAUAAACUACAGAUCUGCCAGCAUAACGACAUGUUCAUUUACUUGGUAAGAGCAGUAGCAGUUGCCACAGUUGCUAUAGCUGCAGUAGUUCAUGUGAUAGGAAUACUUUUAUCCUUCCUUAAGUGUGUCCGCAGAAAUAACGAGGUGAUCGGUCAAGGAAGGCCAGUUAAUAAUGAGGGAGAGGCCGGUCUAGAGAGUUCUGAGGAUGUAUCAGACCCUUAGGCUAAAUUCUGGACGGAGAUAAAACACAUCAGUGAUGCAUCACCCUGGAAAAAAUCUUGUAAAAUUUAUGGUAAAUUAUUGCCAAAAAAGUUGACAAUGAAUAAUUCUAAAUGUAGAAUAAUUUGCCAUGAACAAUAUUUGUGUUUUACUGUCACAGAAAAAAAGUAAUUUUCAGCUUUCAGAUUAUUCUGUUUACUGCAUUUUCUUGUAAUUCUCAUUUAUACCCGGUAAUACCCUGUAAUUUCACAUUUUCCUGUAAUUCUCAUUUAUACCCGGUAAUACCCUGUAAUUUCACAUUUUGCUGUAAUUCUCAUUUAUACCCUGUAAUACCCUGUAAUUUCACAUUUUGCUGUAAUUCUCAUAUAUACCCUGUAAUACCCUGUAAUUUCACAUUUUGCUGGAAUUCUCAUGUAUACCCUGUAAUACCCUGUAAUUUCACAUUUUGCUGUAAUUCUCAUAUAUGCCCUGUAAUUUCACAUUUUGCUGUAAUUCUCAUUUAUACCCUGUAAUAUCACAUUUUGCUGUAAUUCUCAUUUAUACCCUGUAAUACCCUUUAAUUUCAUAUUUUAUUAAUACUGUAAUCUUUAUUUACAUUAAAUUCCAGUAAUUUCAUUUACUAAUUGCCAAUAAAGUACUGUAAAAAGGGAAGGGGUUUCUCUAUGACUUGGGUUGGUAGUAGCGUUUGGGGGGUCAAGGAGUCCGAUGUUAGUGGUUUAUGGUAGUAUAUUGUGUGAAGUUUAUUGAAUUGGCGGACUACACAUCCCAUCAUCCCCUGCGUACCACAAAAUAACAGUCCAUGCUUAGUGUGCUGUUUGGUUUAUUUCUUUC
Molecule: messenger RNA, 7725 nt
Organism: Brienomyrus brachyistius
Lineage: Eukaryota; Metazoa; Chordata; Actinopteri; Osteoglossiformes; Mormyridae
Exons: 4
Coding region: 88-6897 (2269 amino acids)
Molecular function (GO): calcium ion binding
Source: RefSeq, a predicted model, not a curated record